AUGCCGUACUAUCGUCUUAAAGAUCUCAUAAAGGCAAUUCGAGCAUGUAAAACUGCCGCCGACGAGAGAGCAGUUAUUCAGAAAGAGUCGGCAGCAAUUCGUACAAGUUUUAAGGAAGAAAAUAAUGAUUCUCAACAUUCAAAUGUGGCAAAAUUACUUUAUAUACACAUGCUUGGAUAUCCGGCUCAUUUCGGUCAAAUCGAAUGUUUAAAAUUAGUUGCUUCGAAUAGGUUCGCCGAUAAAAGAUUAGGAUAUUUAGGAAUUAUGCUCUUAUUGGAUGAAAAUCAAGAAGUUUUGACUGAUAUGAAUCAUUCCAAUAUGUACAUUGUUGGUUUGGCAUUAUGUACCUUAGGAAAUAUAUCUUCUCCCGAAAUGGCAGGUGACUUAUGUACAGAAGUUGAAAAAAAUUUGGCAUCAUUAUUGACAUUUCUAAAAUUAAAAUCAAUAAAGGCCGCAUUGUGCGCAAUGAGAAUAAUUCGAAAAGUUCCGGAAUUACAAGAAAAUUUUUUAAGUAGAGCAAAAGCUCUUUUAAGUGAUAGAAAUCAUGGAGUAUUAUUGACUGCAACUACUCUUAUAAUUGAGAUGUGUUCAAUAAAUUACGAAACAUUACAAACAUUUCGCAAGAGUUUGGUUUCUGCCGGAUUCUCACCUGAGCAUGAUGUAACCGGUGUUACUGAUCCGUUUUUACAAGUAAAAAUAUUGAAAUUAUUACGAAUUUUAGGUAAAGGAGACGCUGAAGCAAGUGAAGCAAUGAAUGAUAUUUUGGCUCAGAAUGUUGGGAAUUCAAUAUUAUAUGAAACUGUACAAACCAUUAUGGAGAUUCAAUCCGAAAGUGGACUUCGUACUUUAGCCAUAAACAUAUUAGGCAAAUUUUUGACGAAUCGAGAUAAUAAUAUUAGAUACGUUGCAUUGACUACAUUAAAUAAAACGGUGUCAAUAGACACCAACGCAGUUCAACGUCAUAGGAAUAUUAUUCUUGAUUGUUUACGAGAUGGAGAUAUUUCUAUUCGUCGUCGUGCACUUGAACUUUCAUUUGCAUUAAUUAAUGAAUCAAAUGUUAGGGUGUUAACACGUGAAUUGCUAGCAUUUUUAGAGGUUGCUGAUAAUGAAUUUAAACCAGCAAUGACCACAAAAAUUUGUUUAGCUGCUGAUAGAUUUGCUCCUAAUAAGCGUUGGCAUAUUGACACAGUAUUACGCGUCUUGAAAUUGGCUGGUAACUAUGUUCGCGAAGAAAUAUUAUCAAAUUUUAUUCGUCUAAUUGCCCAAACUCCCGAUUUGAACGCAUAUACGGUGCAAAAGUUAUAUGCAGCAUUAAAAGCCGAUAUUUCCCAGGAAUCGUUGACAUUAUCUGGUGUAUGGGUAAUUGGGGAAUAUGGUGAUAUAUUAAUUAAAGGUGGUAGUUUUGAAGAAGAAGAACUUGUUAAAGAGAGAAAUUUUCAGGUUACAGAAAAAGAUGUCGUUGACCUAAUGGAUUCCAUUCUAGCUGGUCCAUAUGCUAAUCAAGUAACUCGAGAAUAUAUUCUUACUGCACUUAUGAAACUAACUUCACGUUUAGUGUCAACAUCAGUAAUUCAUCAAAUUCAAGUUAUUCUUGAAAAAUAUAAUACUAGUAUUGAAGUGGAAAUACAACAACGUGCGAUUGAAUAUAGUAAUUUAUUUAAAUUUGAGAAUAUUCGACCAGCAGUUUUGGAAAGGAUGCCAGUUCCGGAAAUUAAGGAAGAAAAUAAUCGGCCAAAUUCCCUUUUGGAUGAUGGUAAUUCUAAGAAUGGUGGUGUUGAUUCACUUUUAGACUUCAGUGAAGAUGCCACAAAUCCUAAAGUAUCAAUUGUUCCCGAAACCACACAAAGUACAGUUGAUAUUUUGGCAGAUAUUUUUGGUGGUGGUGGUUCCACGAAUACAAAUUCAACAAUCACUACCAACGAAAAUAUUAUACCUAAUGAAGAUAUUAUAGGGAUUUUCAAUUCUAUUCCAAAUAUAAAUUCAAAUAUACCUACAAAUAUGCCUACGCAGAAUAUACAGCAAACGAAUGCUUUGGAUAAUCUUCGUUUGACGGGUCUAUUAGAACUUAAUGCUCCUUCUGUUCCUUCAAUUUCUUCGAAUCUUGAUGUAUUUUCUUUGACACAACCUGAACCUGAAAAAUAUGUUGCGUACAAUAAGAAUGGGUUUAAGAUUACUUUGGAUCCUUCUAAAGAUUCAACUAACCCUCGAAUUAUCAAUAUUAGAGCAAUAGCUCAACAGAUGAUUCGUGUUUCUAACCCUCAACAGAUAAACAUUAGAUUACGCCUUAGAAUUUCAUAUACAACAUCAUCAGGCACAAAAGUAGAUGAAGUGUUUGAUUUUAAUGCAUUUCCACAAGAAUGUUGGUGA
Diversispora eburnea is the source of this 2367-nucleotide messenger RNA. NCBI's taxonomy places the organism in Eukaryota, Fungi, Glomeromycota, Glomeromycetes, Diversisporales, Diversisporaceae. The record is from the annotation of a GenBank genome assembly.